Molecule: messenger RNA, 362 nt
Organism: Staurois parvus
Lineage: Eukaryota; Metazoa; Chordata; Amphibia; Anura; Ranidae
Source: the annotation of a GenBank genome assembly
UAGGCAUGCAGACUGCUUCUACAAACAUUUGUGAAAGAAUGGGUCCAUGGUCAACAGUUAGUGGUCUUAUAGCAAAUUGAAAGCGAAUGCUGAAGCGCACAGUGCACAGAAGUCGACAACUGUCUGCAAACUCCAUAGCUAAAGACCUCCAAACGUCAUGUGACCUUCAGAUUAGCACAACAGUGCGUAUGGAAUGCCACCAAAAAUCGGAAAUAAUCAUACCGCCAGGAAGGUUAAAGCACGCCGCCACUGGACACUGGAGUGACAAAUCACGCUUCUCUGUCUGUCAAUCCGAUGGACAUAUCUGGAUUUGGCGCUUACCAGGAGACAUGUACUUGCCUGACUACAUUUUGCCAAGUGUA